UAAGCGCGGCGCACGUGACCUUGUCAUUUUUCGGAUGCCACAUGAUGGAGAUGUGUACAGAUGUGAAGUGUAUUAACUUGGACUCUUGUUGAUAAUGUGUAGCUGUCUUUAAAACGUUAUGAUACACUAUACUUUCCUUAACCAGAUUUGAUGGAACGUAUUCAGCAAAUUGUCAAUCAACAAAAGUCACGCUGUUUGGAUGUGGAGUCUCCUCCAAGUAAUGGAUUAAAUUUAAAUGGAUUUAUAAAUGGUGAUCAUAAUGCUGUUGAGUCGUCGAAUACAUCGGUAAUACGGAAAGUUAUUGAAGGUACUGCACCGUCUGCCUAUCCGGGCUUUUGCCUUGUUACCGGAGAUCAAGAAAAUAUAUUGUCAAAUAAUAAUACAUGUGCACGAUCGUGUAAAUCUGACGCGAAAGCCCAGAGUUUAAGACACCUACAUGAUACAUGUCCAAAGAAUCCAUGCGUCAGACAUGUCUCUGCGAAAAUCGACCCUUCACGACAAGACAGUGCGAAAAGAGAUCUACUUCUAAAUAAUGCACAUUCUCGACGUCAAGGUCAAGAACUUAUACAAAAAUAUCUGGAUGCUGUUUCAUCUGAGAGUGUCGACAGGCAAGCGGAUGUAAAGAAACAAUGCGUACCGCCGGAUCCCACCAAGCACAUCGGAUUUGAAUGUUUCACUUCUAUGGAUAACCAGUUGACGGCAAAUCCUGAUCAAAACGAACCAAUUAAUAAUAACAAUAAUAAGAAUUUGAAUGCUAAUAAAAAUGAACGCUUAGUGUGUAGUAGUACUGCUGCACCCCUUAUGGCAUCGAAAUCUAAGAAGGGUAUUUUCCGUCCGCAUGUCACAAAGAGUGCAAUAACUAAAUGUACAGGUCCGCAAGCAGUUACCCAAGACUGCAGUAGUCAUGCUGCUAGCGGUGGUUGUUCCACGCCUAGAGCUCACCUCAAAGCCUUAGUUCAACUGCAAAGAGAAGCUAGAAGACUAGAACGUCAACGGCAGAUCGAGGCGCAAAAAGAGGAACAAGCACGAAUUCAACGGAAUUUGCAGGCGACUGCGCAAGCAGCAGCAGCAGCUGCAGCCAAAUUACCUAUCACGUCGAGUAGAAAAAUAGUUGAACCGGCAAAAGUUGUCACAGAAUCCACGACGUUACAACAGUUGAAGGCGUCUGUACCACCGUUGACCUCUUAUUCAUCAGAAAGAGAACAAAAGCUUGAACAGCUUUUAAGACGUGAAUUUUUCCCACAUGACCAUCAAACAGAUGAAUUGGAUCUUCCUAGUGAUGAUUUGGAUCGAGAUCCAAUACGCCUUAAUGGUCAGCAUAUUAUAACAGCUAGAAAAUCUGUUUGUAACUCAACGCGCACUUCAAUGCCAAAUCCUGUGCUUUCGCAUCAAUAUUGCAAAAAACGCAAUUCUAUGGUUAUUUUACACAAACCAGAUAGUGCUCCUAGAUCACCGAAAUACGGGAAACUCAACUCAGACAGUGCACCAAAGACCAACGGAUUUAAACCAGAGUUUGGUUCUUCUUAUUUAGUAGCUGCGGAACAGCAACACCAUCAUCAUGAUCAUCAUCACCACUACCAACAACAACAGCAACAAGAUGAUAGAAGGUGGCAUGAAAUGAAUUCUCAUUUCGGAACGGCGGUUACAUUGUCAUCUGCUGUAGAUAACCUCUUAGCAUCAGGUGAUCAUAGUUCACGUCUAUGUGGCAGUGAAUUGCCUAAAGCAGCUAUCUCCUGUCAACAAGACAUUGAAGUUCAAGUGUCUGCACCUGUUUCCUACACACAGGUGGAGGGUAAUGCAUUAUCAAGCUUGACAGGAAUACGUGAUCGUGUUACUCAUCAUUCUGGAGCAAGAAAAAGGUUAUCCUACCAUAAAGAACCCGGUGUUUCUUGUUCAAAUCGAUCACGAGCAGCGCUGUGUGAUCAUGCGACUGAAGCUGCUCGUUUAGACAUUAAGUUGAGUACACAACGUGUAAAGCAUAUGAUUGUUGACUCAGAUAAUGAUGAUGACGGUGAUACCUACUCGGGAGAUGAAGACUUUUGUCACAUCAAUAUUGAUAAUAAUAAUGAAAAUAGUUCACUAUCAUCAUCAUUAUCAUCAUCGUAUUAUGAAGUAAUUAAAAAACCAUCAUUCAACUCUUGGAGACGAUUAGAAGCUGUUGGGGCUAGUGAAUCUGAAUUGGAUGAAGAUAAUGUCUGUAUUGUUGAAGAUAUCAAGGAUGAUUUGAUUGCGGAGCCUCCUCGUACAAGUUUUCGAUAUGCUGCUGCUGCUGCUGAUCGUCAUCUUCAUACAGCUGGCGUCAACCACUUUGUGAAAAAUGAAUGCGCUAGAAAAGAAUUCUGGAAUCAUAUAUACGCUGAUCCUUUACGCUUUGUAUCGGUACACAAACGUCAACAAAAGCUGUUACAUAUAGAGAACAGAAGUCAUCAACAGUCGUCUUCUGGAUUUCAAACGAAUCAUUCGAAGAGGAGGACGAUGACAGGAAUUGGUUAUGCGAAAAAUGGUUCCAAGAUAACUUCACCUCCUGUGCAUGAUGUGAGGACUGCAGAUCACAAUGUUGCAUCAAAUACUUCUACGACUAUUAAUAGUCAAGUGGUGACUGUGGAGUGUACUGAAUCAAAAGAACACGGUAUAAAAUCACAUAAAAUCUAUUCCAUUAAAACUAAGGCGCAUGAGUUUAUCACAGAAGAAAAGGAAUCAAGCAGUCAGUCUGAUCCGCAUCGACAAAGUUCAGAGAGUAGUUCUUUAGCAAAGAAUUAUCAGAAAAAUGAUUUCUUCUCUAAUGGAGUUGUCAAUUCAUCAUCUCAGCCAAGACUACCUCCUGCUGCUCUCAAUCUUCAGUUAACUGCUGAAAUGAACUACCUGGAAACACUAGCUAGUUCAAUGCAACAUAUUGCUGAUAUGGAAUCACUGCGUCAUAUUACUGCUGCUCAAGCUGAAUGCGUCAGUUUAGCGCAAUUGUUAAAGGCUCGUGAGCUUCAAAUAUCAUCGAAAGCUAAUGAUCAGGUUUCAGAGAAGGAAACACAAGUAUCUGGGACAUUAUUAAUCAAUCCUGGGACAAACAAUCUCAUCUCUUCUGCACAUUCAUCUCAGUUCCAAGGUGUACUUAAAGCUGCUGAAGAGUUUGAUAAGAUUGAACGUCGUCUUAGUGUGAAAACUUCACAUUUGAAUUCUUUAUCCAGUAGUCGGUCUACCGCUGAAUCACCAUCUGUACGAACAAAUAUUUCAGAUCAAACAAGUGUACACAAAUCGUCAACGAUGAAUAAUGCAACAUUGUCGGAUGCUUCAUCUUAUGACGAUGAUGAGGACGGUGGUGAUAUGACAAAAUCUGAUACAACUAAACACGUAUCAUCAUCUAUGGAAAGUAGUAGUCAGAAGCGGAAUUCAAAUACUGAUGAUGUGAAAUCGACGCUAGCCAGUGUUAUAACUGCUUCAGAUUCCUCGCGAGAUUCAUACCGUCCCUCCACUGCUAGUGGUGUAGUUGCUGUAAAUGGGAGAUCAGCCACCACACCAAUGUCAUCCAAAGGCAUAACGUCUAGUAAUGCUGUUAAAAAGCACGAGUCUGGUCCUCAAGAAAUUGCACAAAUGGUGGAUUUCAGAAGAGAAGACAAUGGCUUCAUAAAAUGUAAUAAAAACGAUGAUGACGGUCUCUCUAAAAAGCUAAAUAAUAAUAAUAAUGAUGAAGGACACAGUAAACGGAGGAAAUCGAAACGAUCGAUGCAGCACAAUGAAAGACCACAUGCCAAACCAAUAAAUAUUCCUACUUUAAAUCUAUACUCAGCGUCAUUGGAUAAUUCAUGCCAACAGGAGAGAAGUGACGAAUUCAAUCAAGUGAAGUAUGUUUUGAAUAAGCGUGUAGCUGCUUUACAAUCUCGACGAAAGAAAGCUGAGGAACUGUUGGCUCUGUCGAAAAAUUUAGAACUGGAAGAAGCAGAAGUUGUUCGACUAGAACGUGAAGCUUUAAUUGCAAUUCAAAGUAAACGUUCAACUCUCAGCACAAAUCGAUACACAGAAUUCUCUCACGCCUCAUCGAACAACAGUAGCAAGUCAGGUAAAUGUUCAAAAUCAGCUCAAUGGUCAAAGACAAUCAGUGAUUCUAAGCAUAAUAAUAAUAAUAGUUAUAAUAGGAGACCGAGUACAACACAUUCUACAGUGAAACAAAGUACCAAUUAUAUACCUUAUACUGAUGAUGUGAAACUAUCAAAUGGCGCAAAGGAUGAACAGUUAUCUGAAGCAUUUCCUACUGCAUCAUUGGGGAAAAGUGUUUCUGUGUCAUUGGGAGGCGGCAGUCAAAUAAACGUGAAUACUACUUCUGACAGUUCAAGUGCACGAACAAUCUCUAGUGCAACAGAUAUUCAAUUCUGUAAAUCAGAUUCAGAUUCCUGUCGAUCUGCCGCCACUGCAGCUGCUUCACAUUCUACAAGGUUUAAUUCUCACCGUUCAGUGGUUGACAUGCAUCAAUCGAAGUCGACUCAACAAAAUGAAAUACCGUCAUCACUUCAUCUAAGCAUUGAAAUUGCUGACAUUGGUCGAGGAUCAAAAAGCACCGGGAAUAGUAUUUCUAAAGUUGAUAAUGCAGUUGAAACUACACCAACUUUACGACGUCUGUUGCCUUGUGAAAUUGGUUCUCCAUUAGAUCGUACUAUGACACCCAGUUCCCGGCAUUUACGUCAGCGUUCUAAUUCUCAUGAUUCUGGUCGUCGAAAGCGUGUUACUGUCCCGAAUUCAACUGAUUCCCUGGAUGAUGAAGGUCGUAUGUAUGUUAGUGGUGUUGGUGCAGAUGAUGAACCCUUCUCAACAAUGUCUGCUAAUUCACAUUCAGAUCUAAGUGAAUUAGAAUCACGAAUUCAAGCGUUGAAUUCUAAUUUAAAGAAACAAGAAAGUAUUCUUUCUCGUAUCAAUCUAGAGUAUAAACGUGUGCAUAAGGAUCGUUUAGCCAGACUGGAAUCCACACUGUUAAAACACAGACAGUUAUGCACAGAGAUUAUUGCAAAUAUCAAAGCUGAUUUAGACGUGUGUAAAGCAUCAAUUUGUAAUGAAUCUGGUGAUUAUUCACAUUCAAAAUCAAUAAAUAAUAAUUUAAUUAUUACUACAGCUGAUAAUUUGUCUGGCAUUUCACUAUCAAAAUCUGUGCAUAAUAAUCUAACACUAAAUGAUGAUGGUAAUUCCAAUGAAAAUAAUAUCUCAUGUUCCAUGCAAAUACUUGAUAAAAUUCCUGCAUCUGGUGGUAGUCAGACUAUCCCAGAUGAUGAUCAGUUGACCACGCCGACAGCUACGCCUACAACAACAACAACAACAAAAGAGGAAGAAACUGAACCGGAUACCUUAAUUUCAGUAGCUGAAGAGUUGGUUUCACCACAGGAUACUGAUGAUGAAUUGAAUCAACUGGAUCUAGAUGAUGAUGAUGAUGAUGACGGCGAUGUCUCUUCGCGUAACACACCUGUUGUGGCUGAGGCGUCUCCAUCAAAUAGUUCACUGGAUGAAAUUAAGGCGAUCUCACCUUUGCCAGAUGUAAAUGCUUCUUUGUCUAACAAGGAGAACAAAGAAAUAAUCGUCAACUGUGAAGUAUUGAAGCCACCAAGUUCUGUUUCACUGUCGAUUUCUCCGGCGCUGCCUCCCCCUCCUCAGUCUCCGCCUACUACUGAUAGAUUUUGUACAGAUAUUUCACACAAAACUACUGACGGUGAUCAUAACGAAGAAGAAGUAAAAAAUGAUAAUGUAUCAGUCAGGUAUCCAACUGAAUCUGUUCUAAUAUUUGAUCAUGUCAAAGUCGAUGAUGUUGAUGGUGAUGGCGCAUUUCAAGCUAAACAUGCCACAGCUACUAUUCAACAAACAACUGCUCAGGAUGCGUCUGCUUUAAUGCAAACACGCAACUUUUCUUCCACUAGUCAGAUAUGUUCAGAAAUUGUUAAAAAUGAUAAGAGUCCACCCGCCCUUGACACUGUUGCCCACAAUGCGCCUGAAUGUAUUGAAAUGUCAACUACAACCGCUCCGCUGACUCCAUCAGUCAAUGGAAUUAUUAAUGCUGAUAGUGAACAAAUCCCAGUAAUGUUAACAACUGUAAAUAAUCAUGAUGGCGAUUACAAGCGGAUGAAAGUAUCAUCAGAUGCACCACCAGUAGCAGCGUAUACACCUGAGGUGAAAACUACUAGCCUGCUUCAAAUUGCCUCUGAACAUCGACAAAGAGAAGAAGUGGUUGAUCGGAUUACCAGUGAAUUAUUAAUGCAGUUGGUCUCUGAAGCUAUACGUUCUACUCUGAAUGUUAGAAUGUCUAAUACUCAGACGAAAACUUCAGAUGAUUCAGAAAGUGAUAAAGAAAAUAACCUUGUGGAAGGCUCAUUUCCCCAACAGAAAUCUCCAGUAUUCAAUGAUGAUGGUGAUGAUGAGGAGGAGUCUUCAGACGAAGAAUCUAUUCCCCUACUAGACCUAGGCGUGAAGUUAUCUGAUGAAGAUUUUGAGGAGAAAAUAUCUAAGGCAGCAAAAUCUAAAAUCCACGUCACACCAGAACCUUCAUACAGCGAAGAAAGUGUUCAAGGGUUAUUUGCUGAUAUCCCGGAAAGAUCACAAGCCUUAAUCCAACUUGCAGUGAAACAUUUUUGGGAAUAUCGAUCCAAUGCAGAGGUUGGUUACAAAGAGGCUAGUCUGACAGAGGCUUUGAAUAAUCCUCCGGCAGAGUUUGGAUUUGAUUACUGUGAUAAAAUAGAUCUUGAAAUAUUUAAAACUAAAUCUAAUAUUAGAUUUAUUAGUUCUACUCUACUAUUCGAUUUGAUUGGUGAACUCUUGCAAAAAAUCUAUGCUGGUGAAGACAAUGAGGUCAAUGAACAACAACAGAAACAACACAUGGUGAAUCAUUUCCAGGCAAAGUCUACACAUCGUGUUUCAAGUGCACAAUUUCGACUUUGGCGUGGACCUUGUCGGCCAACAAAUUAUAAUCAUCUAUUAAACAUUGUUACCUCGGAGAUUUGUCGGGAGUUAAACUUGAAAACAGAUGGUAGUAGUAUGCUCAAUACAAUACAUCAACAACAGCAACAACAACAAGAAGGGAAUAAAUCAAAGCGACGACUAAAUGAAAUCCCUUCAUCGCUAGCAUCAACAUUGUCAUCAUCGUCUCGUUUCUCUCGUCUAGUCCAAUGGACACUAAGCAAAAAAUCAUGGCUUGACCGUAUCUUAGACAUAGAGCUACGUUUAGAUGAGCCUACCUGGCUAUCUUAUGUACCGGAGGAACGUGAAAUUAAAAUGAAACUAGCUGAUGAAUUAUGGCAAGAUGUACUCAAUGAUGCUGUCUGCUCAGUGAUUGCUUUAAAUUCAUGUAAAUCAUAAAAAAGAAAUCAAAUUACUGCAUCUCUAACCUGUGCCUUAUUCUUCUUUUUAUUAUUAUUCGACUAGAUCAGAUCAUCAUCACUUCUCUGUGUCUCUCGAAUAUCUAACCUAACUAACUACCUGUGAUAUUACAUUUAUCUGUACAUACUCUGUUUGCUCAGAAUGAUGAACUGCGGGCGGGCGGCCGUUAGGGCCGUCUUUGUGGUGAUGUUGAUGUUGGUCGGUAAACGGCUUUUAACGAUCUCAUUUUAUUAAAUUGCCUUAUGUAGGGAUGUCUGUUGCUCUGUGUGCAUGUGUGCGUGUGUGAAUACAGUUCAGAGUAAACUUUUUCAUAUUUUUAGCUUUCAAAUUUUAGUUGUUUUUUUAUUACAAAAAUGUUUAUUCCGCCUUUUUUUCUCUCUCAUUUUCUACCUCCAGGAUGGAAAUUUGUGUGUGUUUGUGGGGGAGUUUGUUUCUUUGGAAUUGUUCUAUUUACGUUUAUUAUUAUUUUUUUGUUUCUAUCAUUGUUUUUCUUCAAUAUUUAAAACAAUGAUUUUUUUUGGGAGGGGGGCGCAUUGUUUAAACACAAGGAUAAUUUAAUGUACUACUACUACUCUGGGAGGUAGGUAGGUAGGUUGGGUGGGUACUACUGCUCUACAACACUUUUGUGUAUCUCACAGCGUUGUGUGUAUGUCUCCUUGUUCCAGUGAGUCACUUGAACAUUAGUUUGUUAAAUAUUUUUAUUUAUUUAUUUAUUUGUUUAUACUACUCAUAUGAGCUGAUUAGUUUAUUUAAAAAACAUUUUUUUAUCAUUAUUUUGUUUUGUGUGGUGCUGUGCAUUUGCUUUAGUGUCUUCCUCUCUGUAUUAUAAAUAAUGUAUAAUACUGGUGCAUUCUUCCAUUUUUCAGAUUUUCUUUUUUUUUUCCAGAAAGGGUUGUUACAACAUAGACCUCUUUGUCUCCCUCUCUCUCUCUCUCUAUGUGUUUGUAUGUGUGUAUGUGUGUGUCUGUGUCGUCAGUUCUUUACGCACAACUUACUUAUGUAUAUUUUAUGUGUUCUGGUUCUACUUACUACACCUGUAUUUGUGUAUAGAAACAAAAAUAAAUAAAUAAAUGCGAAUAUGUAUCCUUAUUGUAUUAUUAUUAUUGUGCUAUGUGGUUUUAUUCCUUAAGAUACACUGCAAAAUAUACAAUUAGUAGUGAUAAUUUCAUUGUUUACACUAAUAUAUACAUAUACAU
Messenger RNA from Trichobilharzia regenti, 8537 nucleotides. Lineage: Eukaryota; Metazoa; Platyhelminthes; Trematoda; Strigeidida; Schistosomatidae. The record is from the annotation of a GenBank genome assembly.